UGGCAAACCUACACAAGAUGGCCGUCGUUGAAUUUAGUCAGCUGUUCGACACAGUUUGUUUAUAAAUUUUGUGUUUUUUGGUUAUUUUGUGAAAAUUUAAGACAUUUUUAAUGAAAAGACUCAAGUUUUAAACAUUUCAUUUUGAAGGAGGAUCAUUAAAUACCACGAAUACAUCGACAAAAGUAAAUAUAAUCCACAUCACUAGAUUAGGUAUGGCAUAGUGUACAAUACAUUUGACUUGUUUGCAAUAUUACUGUUAUUUUGUCUGGUUAUCUAAUUUUUGUAAAUCGUAAUGGCCAGCUUGGAAGAUAAGAUUUUAGGUGAGAAAAAACAUUAUUACUGUGAUAGUAGUAGUGAUGAUGGUGGUGGUGAAUCGGAUGCCGAGGGAGUCUGUGAUGAAGCGUCGGGUGGGUCUGCGGCGUCUAAUGAAGCUUGCAAGAAUCUCACGAAAUGGGAUGGAGUCUCUUCCAACACGGGCCCCAAGGGUGUCAUCAAGGAUUGGCAACGAUUCAAGCAAAUGGAAACUGAAAAAAGGGAAGAAGAUGCUAGGGCGCGGCUCAAUCUAAUGAAAAAACUUUCAAUCACUUGCAAAUCAGAUCUUGACAAUCAAAAGGAAGAGGACGCUGAUAAGGAACUUUCUGAGCUACUCGACGAUGAAUUCAUCGCGCAGUAUCGUAAGCAAAGAAUGGCUGAAAUGCUGUCGGAAAAAGCAAAACUUCCAAUUUUCGGAAAAUUGAUCCAUUUGAAUAACGGGGAUGAAUUUCUGGAAGCAGUUGAUAACGAGAGUAAAUCGGUAACUGUCAUUGUUCAUAUUUACGAAGACCGCCUAAGAAGCUGUAAAAAUAUGAAUAAGUGUUUGGUUACAUUGAGCGAUGAGUACAAUCAGAUCAAGUUCUGCAAACUGGUGGGGUCUUCAGCUGGUAUGAGCAGUCACUUCAAAUCCGAUGGAGUUCCAGCGUUGUUAAUCUACAAGGCUGGGCAGAUGGUUGGCAACUUUGUCAGAGUUACUGACGACCUCGGAGAAGAGUUUGAAGCAAGUGAUGUUGAGAACUUCUUGAUCGAGCAUGGAAUGAUCUUAGACAAGUCUUUUGUGCCAAAAAUCAUUACAGACAACCAGAACGAUGAUAGUGACGUGAGUCUUGAUUGAUAAAUUAUUUUUUUGUAUCACGGCAGCUGAAAGCUUGCAUUAGGCAAUACACUUAUGGCAUAAAUGUUUUAAUCAAUUCUAAAUUGCAAUACUUCAUCAUAGAAUAAGUACUGUUUCAAUUGUGUACAAUGUUUCCAGAAUUCAUGAUCAUCCAAAGUAUUGAAAACACAAAUCAUACUCCUAAAUAGGUAUAUCUUGGAAUUAUUUGUAGUUAGUAUAGCUCUGAAACUCAAUAAAUCACGUUGCUACUUCAUAACUAAAGCUACUUCAUAACUAAAGCAAUAAAUUUUUGUUAAUAUAAAUGGUCUUCACGUCGAAUGAUAUAUGGUUUACUUUCUUUAUCAGUUUUUUAUUAUUUCAUGGUAUAUUAAACUAUUACUAGAAGAAGUACUGAUGAGAUAAUAUUGCCCAAAUGCUAGAGGAUACUUUGAGAGAGUCCCAACAUGAAUUAAUUAUUUUUUCAGAUUCACAUUUUGCAAGUCGACGAGACAACCUGACUCACAAUGAAUCUUAGUUUACCCAUUGAAUCUAAAUAAGCUUUGUCACUAUAAUUUGUACUAGAAAAUACAAUCAUCAAUCAUACUCACUGAAUGUGUUAUCCUUCUCAGGUGUUGGACGUUAUGUUAGGAUUAUCAAUGAAGAUAAGCUGUUACAUUUUCUAUGUAAAUCUCUGUAGGAAAUAUGUGAAAAAUCAACUUUAAAUCCUCAAGCUAUUUCUAAAUGUACUUCCUUUAAAAUAAAUAGGCUAAGAUGAAUUACUAUUCUGGAGAAACUUUUUAUCAAAGUACCAUAUCUAAGAUUAUUAAGACUUGAUAUUAAUUUUCUACUAUAAAUAUUUUUUGGCAUUGAUAUUUUAUCUUAUUAAGUCUCACGGUCGUAAUCAGAACUGAUUGAAAGGUGUUCAAAUGACAUGUAAUAUGUAAUCAUUUAUGCCUUAGAGGUAAACUAAUUUUUAAUUUCUCCAUGAUUAUUGUCAAACUCAAUAGACUCAUUUUUGGCAAAUUUUUCUUUUGUUAGCUUUGCUUAAUUUUUAAUAAGAUUUAUUCAAGAUUUUUUAGAUUCAAGAAAAUAGUUUGUUGCAGAGGCCAAUAAUAUGUGUCUAUACUUUACUUCUCCAAGUUCAAUAUUGAAACUUUGGGUAUGAUCACAUUGGAUGCACGCAAGUGCAUGUGAGAUCAUGCAAGAUAAGGCUCUCAGAUGAGUAGGAAAAUCUGUAGGCCUAAAGAGCUGUAGGAACUAUAGGAACUCACAUUGAAUGUGUGCAAUUGCUGGUUGCGUACAAUGUGAACGCGCAAUCUGCGCGCUUGGUAAUGCAUGAUAUCACGAGCACUUGCACAUAAAUUAUAUGUGCAUCCAAUGUAAAUACCAUACCCUGAUUUUAUCAUAACUUAGAAUGUAAGGUAACUGAUCUAUCUCUUAAUUUUAAUUUUAUCAUCUUAUUCUGUUAGUGUCAAAUCCCACCAUAUAUAUAAAAAAUAAAAUCACUGCCUUAUUGGAUUAGAAUCGUCAUGUAUAUUUAUAAAUUGUUUUAGAAUUUUGAUCUCUAUUUCUAUGAGAAACUUAUAUAAGUAAUAUCUUAUCAAUUUAUUGGAUCAAAUCCACAUUUUUAUUUAAAAAUAAUAUGCUCUUUGGGCAGUAUAUAAUUUUACAAUGCCAAGAUACUUUUACUUGAAAUUUAAGUGCCAUCUAAAUUUUUACCAGGUUUUAUUCAAAAUAUGAAUUCUAAAGAAAUCACGAAUAGUGUGUUCAAUUCCCUGAAAUUUCCAAUGAACUAUUCAAUCGGCCACAAUUUUCCCUAUUUUCUGUAGGUUUCAGUAAUUAGUUCUAUUCAAAUGUAAGCUAUCCAUUCUUUGCAGUUAGAUUAUCUUUGAUCAAAAUUCUUCCAAUAUUUUGUUCAAUUUUUUAAUUUCUAUCUAAUUUAGUGAAUAAUUAGUGCUUCUAGGUAUUAAAUUUAUUAUUUUUAGCUAAGCGCUUCAAGCAAUAAAGCUUUAAAAUAUUUUAAUUUUUUAGAAUAAAAAUUACUUUUUAGAUUACUUUGAUUUUUAGUAUUUUAUAUCUUGUAUCUAGAUUAGCUCUCAAAUUGUGUUUUAAAAUAAUUUGUGUUCACAAGGGACAGUUCUAUUUGUGAAAAUAUUCUGGAAAACUACCGUAAAUUCACUAUUUCAAUGAUAGCACCAAUAUUUUGAUACUUCAUAUAAUUCAAAAAUCUUAGAUGUACAAAAUGUAAUAAUAUCGUAAGUUUUCUUAAUACUUUUGUACUUUCUGAUGUAGUUUUUAUAAAGAAUGUCCAAUAAAAAAGAUGAACUUGGUACACUGAA
This is a messenger RNA of Nilaparvata lugens (brown planthopper), 3465 nucleotides long. Its product is annotated as phosducin-like protein. The transcript has a single exon. The record is from RefSeq and is a predicted model, not a curated record. Gene Ontology annotation, biological process: regulation of G protein-coupled receptor signaling pathway. Lineage: Eukaryota; Metazoa; Arthropoda; Insecta; Hemiptera; Delphacidae. The coding region runs from base 293 to 1147 and encodes 284 amino acids.